GGAGUCCAGCAAUCCUCUUGCACAUGACCAUCUCUGCAUGGGAUUCGAACCUGCGAACCCACGCAGAGUAAUUAAAGGUGCGGUGGCGAGCGUAUUCCUAACGCUUAGCCCAUUGAGCCGCGCCUUGAGCCGGUACAUAUUCAUCCAGGGGAGAGGAAAGUGGAUAAGUUUACUACCACAGUACCAGUACUACUAGUAUUUGGUUACUGCCCUAGCAUGUUAUGUGUGCCAGUGAUCACCAACAGAGCUAUGAAUUCUAAUAGCUUCAAUCUGGAUUGCGAAGUUGUUGUUGAGAUCAUUUUUAAAGAUGAUUAAGUAGAUUCAUCAUCCAGUAAGAAAAUUCAUCGUUGCAACAAAUGUCAUAUGUGUUUUGAAGACUGUGGGGAUUUUAUAUUACAUCAUCACCGCACUUGUACAACUCAACUGGUUCCUGAAUCCCUAAUCAAAGAAUGGUGGAGAAGUGCAGGGGGAAAAGAUGAACACUUGUCACAUGACGCUAUACAAUAUUUCAAGUUAUUACAUAAAGAAAACUCAAUGUUGAGAUUCAGCUGUGACGCAGUGACUGUAAUUCCGAAUCUCUUCCCAUCAAUAAACCGCCACACUGCUCUCGAGCAAACACGCAUAGUUUUUGACCAUUUCGAGCGAUUUCUAGAUGAAAAAGAUAAGAUACAACCAGCUGAAACAAUAGUCACAGAUGAGGAAUUAGCUAUAGUGGAAUACAUAGGGGGUUAUAUUUUACAAAAAUUAAGAAAAAAAUCAAAGACAGAAAUGCAGUACAACAUAAUCAAUGAACUUAUUUCUGAUGAUUCAUCUGUCGCCGGGUCAUCUUUAAUAAAUAUCCUUGAGAAUAAGGAUUAUGGAACAUUGGUGAAACCGGUUUCUAAAAUCACAGAUAUGCUUGCAGAGGUAGAACUUAACUUUCGUAAAUAUUAUUCCUCUGAGAAUGUGAUGGCAUCAAUAUUAAACUCUAUCAAGGUAGUGACAUUAUUCAAACCUUUUGGCCAAGUUAAUGACAAAUUUAUAGAGAUUCUUUGGAAAAUAUGUGAAUUUUUUGUUAAAAUAAGAUGUUUUCAAAAAGCUAAGACCCUGAAUAAGAAAUUUCAGCUGAAACACGACCAAAACGUGAGUCUUAGGAAGUCACUAAAAUAGACUGUACUGUUAUUUUUAUUAU
Molecule: messenger RNA, 1171 nt
Organism: Styela clava
Lineage: Eukaryota; Metazoa; Chordata; Ascidiacea; Stolidobranchia; Styelidae
Source: RefSeq, a predicted model, not a curated record